This is a messenger RNA of Cucurbita moschata (crookneck pumpkin), 1195 nucleotides long. RefSeq names its product translocon-associated protein subunit alpha-like. The transcript has 8 exons. The record is from RefSeq and is a predicted model, not a curated record. The coding region runs from base 146 to 922 and encodes 258 amino acids. Gene Ontology annotation, cellular component: endoplasmic reticulum; endoplasmic reticulum membrane. NCBI's taxonomy places the organism in Eukaryota, Viridiplantae, Streptophyta, Magnoliopsida, Cucurbitales, Cucurbitaceae.
GGUUCUCUUCUCGAUUCCCAAAUAAAGGUCGCUCAUAGAUCCCCAAGUUUGACCCUCGAAAAUCGAAGCUUGGUCGUCUCUCCCUUUCUCUCUCUAAUCGGAGUUUCCUCAAUCAACGCUCUCCGUUCGAUUCGCCAUUGUCGCCAUGAAAACCUUCAGAGUUUUCUUCCUCGCACUUCUUCUUCUCGCCUCUCCAUUUCUCCAAGCUGCUACAUGUCAAUCGGACUCUGAUGUUGAAUCAUCUGAGGUUGUUGAAGAAGCUAGUGAUCUUGGAGUUGUAGGCGAAGAAGAUUCUCAGGAUUUUGGAGAAGUGAACUUCGGCCCUGCUCCAGGAGUUGAUACUGUCUGCGUUUUUCCAAAAAACAGUGCACGCAUUGUGCCUGCUGGUGAAGAGACUGAACUACUCGCCGGAGUGAAAAAUGAUGGGGAAUCGAGCUUGAAUGUUAUAGCUAUUAAGGCCAGCGUUCACUACACUUUUGAUCAUCGUAUGUUGAUUCAAAACCUUACUGGACAGGUUUUCCACAACGCAACGGUGCCCCCAUCAACCCAAGCUUCUUACCCAUACAUAUUUGCUGUCAGCAAGUUUUUGCAGCCUGGAAACUUUGAUCUAGUGGGCACCAUCUUUUACGAAAUAGACCAGACCGCAUACCAAAGCGUCUUCUUUAACGGUACUAUCGAAGUCGUUGAAGCCAGUGGUCUCAUUAGCAUGGAGACUGUGUUUUUAGUUACUCUUGGAAUCGCCCUUCUCGUUCUGCUUGGCUUGUGGAUUCAUGGUCAAAUACAGCAAAAACUCUCCAAGAAACCCAAGAGAGUUGCUUCCAAGGUUGAAGUUGGCACAAAAACCAUUGACACCUCUAUGGAUGAGUGGCUUCAGGGAACUGCAUUCACUCGAUCGUCGAGCAAGUCGAAGAAAAAGAACUAAUGAUGACUCGUCUCCAUCCCAGUUGCAUAGUACACUGACAAUGUGCAGAUUCCUGCAACCCACAUUAGGCAGUUGAAGAUUUCAGGAGAGAGUCAGGUUGACUAGUUUUGUAAGGAAUUCUUCGCAUUAUCUGUUUCUUAAUGCCGAUCUGAACUUAAGUAAGGAUACAGUUUUUUAAAUCUAGAAAAAUUCCAUUGAAGCACAUGAUUAUCAUAGUUGAAACUUUGUUGAAUCCCCAAUGACAUGGGGUAUGCAGGCCUCAUUUCCUUUUGA